AUGGAAAACCACACCACAGUCACGGAAUUCCUCCUGCUGGGAAUCCCGCACACGGCCGGGCUGGAAAAUGUCCUCUUUGUGGUCUUCCUGGCUCUGUAUGCAUUGACUCUCCUCGGGAACCUGCUCAUUCUGCUGGCCAUCCUGAGCUCCUCCAGCCUCCACACCCCCAUGUACUUCUUCCUGGGAAAUCUAUCCGUGUUUGACAUAUUUUUCCCUUCUGUGAGCUCCCCCAAAAUGAUGCUCUACCUGAUGAGCCACGAUCACCGCAUCUCUUACCAGGGCUGUGCCACCCAGCUCUUCUUCUACCACUUCCUGGGCUGCACCGAGUGCCUGUUGUACACAGUGAUGGCCUAUGACCGCUUCGCGGCCAUCUGCCACCCCCUGAGAUACACGACCAUCAUGAGUGGCCGGGUAUGCGCCUCACUGACGGCGGGGGCCUGGGUGGGGAGCUUCGUGCACGCAUCUGUCCUCACCUUCUUCACCUUCAGCUUGCCCUACUGUGGCCCCAACCAGGUGGCCAACUUUUUCUGUGACAUUCCUGUGGUGCUGUGUCUGGCAUGUUCGGACACCUCCCUUGCACAGACAGUGAGUCUCAUCAAUGUUGGUGUGGUUUCCCUCACAUGUUUCCUCUUGGUCCUCAUGUCUUACACUCGCAUCGUGGUGUCCAUCCUUCAAAUCCGCUCCUCGGAAGGCCGGCGCAGAGCCUUCUCCACCUGUAGCGCCCACCUGACCUCCAUCCUCUUGUUCUACGGCCCUGUGAUGCUCAUUUACCUGCAACCAGGCCCCAAUCCUCGGCUGGAAUCUGUAGUCCAGGUGUUGAAUAACAUUGUGAAUCCUUCCCUGAAUCCGUUGAUUUACUCUUUGAGGAACAAGGAGGUGAAGUUGGCUCUGAGGAAGGUGUUACCCCACGGAGUGUGGAUUAGUGGGGAGAAGGCUUCAUGUCAUGAUCCAUCUUAG
Perognathus longimembris pacificus (Pacific pocket mouse) is the source of this 957-nucleotide messenger RNA. Its product is annotated as olfactory receptor 958-like. Gene Ontology annotation, molecular function: G protein-coupled receptor activity; olfactory receptor activity. Gene Ontology annotation, biological process: G protein-coupled receptor signaling pathway. NCBI's taxonomy places the organism in Eukaryota, Metazoa, Chordata, Mammalia, Rodentia, Heteromyidae. Gene Ontology annotation, cellular component: membrane. The transcript has a single exon. The record is from RefSeq and is a predicted model, not a curated record. The coding region runs from base 1 to 957 and encodes 318 amino acids.